AUGGAGGAAGGAUUGCCAUUUGUGAUGGAGAAAUGGUGGAGAAAGGUAUCAACACCAACAUCAAUGGCAAAAGUGGAGCUUAUUUUUCCAAAAGUAGAGGAAACAAUCGACCUCGAAGCAGGUGAAGAGGUGAAUAGUAGUAACGAAGAAGAGGAUGCGAGGUUACUUUUGUCGGCUGACGAGGAUCAAGAUAUUGAGGUUCUGGAGUUGAGCAAAGAAACUAUAAGAUAA
Molecule: messenger RNA, 231 nt
Organism: Peronospora belbahrii
Lineage: Eukaryota; Oomycota; Peronosporomycetes; Peronosporales; Peronosporaceae
Source: the annotation of a GenBank genome assembly